AGCUUCUGCCCUUCGCCGUGCGUUUUGUGCUGCUUGUUCCUCGUCGCCUCCGCGUGAAGAUGGAUUACGAGAACAAGCUCGUCCUUGCUCCCAUGGUUCGAGUUGGGACGCUGCCAUUUAGAUUGCUAGCUGCAGAAUAUGGCGCGGAUAUUACUUACGGGGAGGAGAUUAUCGAUCAUAAAAUGCUCAAAUGUGAGCGCAGAGUUAACGAAUGCAUUGGCACCACUGAUUUUGUGGAGAAGGGAACAGAGAAUGUUGUUUUCAGAACCUGCAAUCAAGAAAGAAAUCAAGUAGUGUUCCAAAUGGGCACUUCUGAUGCAGUGAGGGCUCUAGCAGCUGCUCAGAUUGUGUGUAAAGAUGUUGCUGCAGUAGACAUCAACAUGGGCUGCCCAAAGUCCUUUUCUGUGAGUGGAGGCAUGGGUGCUGCAUUAUUGACGAAACCUGAGCUCAUUCAUGAUAUUUUGACGACAUUGAGGAGGAACUUGGACAUACCAGUGACAUGCAAGAUUCGGCUUUUAAAAUCAUCACAGGAUACAGUAGAGCUAGCCAGGAGAAUUGAGAAAACUGGUGUUUCUGCUUUGGCUGUCCAUGGAAGAAAAGUUGCAGAUAGGCCAAGGGAUCCAGCCAAGUGGAAUGAGAUUGCUGAUAUUGUAGCUGCAUUGUCAAUUCCAGUUAUUGCAAAUGGUGAUGUCUUUGAAUAUGAUGAUUUUCAACGCAUUAAAAUUGCAACAGGUGCUUCAUCUGUGAUGGUGGCCAGGGGAGCUCUUUGGAAUGCUUCAAUUUUCUCUCCCAAAGGCAAAGUGCAUUGGGAAGAUGUGAAAAGAGAGUAUGUUAGAAAGAGCAUCUUAUGGGAUAAUGAUGUUAAAAGCACAAAGCAAACGUUGAAGGAGAUGAUAAUGCACUAUUCCUGCCUUGAACUCCCAGAGGGAAAAGCUGUGAUCAAGGCUGAAAACUUGGCAGAUCUGGCGCAGCUUUACGGGGAGGAAAAAUACUAUCAGUUUGUUGCGGAUAACAGGUCAGUAGAUAGAUUGUAGAUGAACUUCAUGGUAGAAAUAACCCAAAACUGUUAGGCUGAGGCUGCCAGUCCCCAUGACCAAAAAUUUUGCCGUGUUUGUAAUGUUUCAGUCUUAAAAAUUUUGGAUAUAUAUGUAACAUAACUUGUAACAUUAUGGGACUGAAUCCCUAAUCUUCUUGCUGAUUUCAACGUUAGAGUAUGGAUUACGUUUAUGACAUUGUCCGAGGUAUAUAGAAACUUGUUUCUCAAUUAUUCAUUGUAUUAGCUUUGGAAUUGGGAUUUACUGUGUUUUAGCUUCUAAGCGUGGUCAUUAAUGCUAUAGAAUACUUCUUGUGAAGAAAGUGAAGGGAAAAUU
Messenger RNA from Rubroshorea leprosula, 1370 nucleotides. The record is from the annotation of a GenBank genome assembly. NCBI's taxonomy places the organism in Eukaryota, Viridiplantae, Streptophyta, Magnoliopsida, Malvales, Dipterocarpaceae.